AACUAAUUAUAUAGUAUCACUAGAAAGCAACAGGAAAAUUAUACCAAGGAUUAAGAAGCAAAGAGAUAUUGCAGUAUCGGGUCAAAAUUGGGCGCUAUUUCUCGGGUCUACUGUAAUCGUCGCCGGUCAGCUUCCGUCGGUGUUCCGGUCACCUUGUUAGGUGAAUUUGAGCUUUCUUUCUCAUCAAGACAUCUAUUCCAAUUCAAAGACUGGGAAUUCUAGUGUAUGGCUUCUAGGCGGAAUAUUAAUUACAGUCGUCUCGCUGUGGAUGAUGAUGACGACUAUUAUGGAUAUUCUGGCAAGCGAGCUGACCCUAGAUUUGAUUAUUCACCAAAAUCGUUAGAUAGAAUCCCCUGGAAGUCCAUUGCCCUUGCUCUUUUUCUGCUCUUUCUGGGAUGUUUGCUUCUCUUACUAUCCUACUUCAUCUUAUCUGGUCAUAUGGAAGGAGAGAGUUCCCAGGCAUAUGGUCUCCUUGGACUCGGAAUCCUCACUUUUCUCCCUGGUUUCUAUGAGACGCGUAUUGCAUAUUACUCUUGGAGAGGUGCUCAAGGUUAUCGAUUUACUGCAAUCCCUGACUAUUGAGGUUUUCACAUUUCAUGUAAACGCUAAAUGUAGUUACUAGCUUCUGUAAUGAGCUUUAUGAUAGUUUUUAUUGUAACACACAUUGCCCUAUACAUUUCGAAUAACAUCUGAAUGUAGUUACUGGUUUUCAUAAUGAGUUCGAGUUUGAUGAGUUUGCAGCAUU
Solanum lycopersicum (tomato) is the source of this 745-nucleotide messenger RNA. RefSeq lists its product as uncharacterized. NCBI's taxonomy places the organism in Eukaryota, Viridiplantae, Streptophyta, Magnoliopsida, Solanales, Solanaceae. The record is from RefSeq and is a predicted model, not a curated record. Gene Ontology annotation, cellular component: endomembrane system.